Paramecium sonneborni is the source of this 2587-nucleotide messenger RNA. NCBI's taxonomy places the organism in Eukaryota, Ciliophora, Oligohymenophorea, Peniculida, Parameciidae. The record is from the annotation of a GenBank genome assembly.
AUGCAGAAAUAAGUCAACAAAAUUAAUUAAUGUUUAAGGUCCCCAGAAUUAAACUUUAAUGUUAAUUAUUUUUAAAUGAUGUAAUUUGGAUUUUUGUGGAUUAUAGUGCAAUGUGUGACUGGAAUCAAAAAAGUUGUGUCCACCUCUUUCACCUAAACCACUCCAUUUAUUGAUCGUUAAGGUUAAAGAUGAAAAUAUUUAUAGGUUGGCAAAUUUCUAACUACUAUAAUUAAGGCUAUUCUUUAUGCAGAGAUGUCCAACUGUUUGGAGGUAACCAUGAAUUCGAUAUGUCAACUGGAAUAAAUAAAUUAUUCAACCUUGAGCCUCAUUACAAGCUCUAUCUAUCUUUAGUAGUUUAUAUGUAUAAAAUUAUUUAAGUGAUUUUAGAAUUGAUAUGACAUGGCCAUAAGCAAUAAAUGUGAUGGUGGAUUAAUUGCCUAAUUAAUUUAUUAUACCAAUGGGGUCAAAUGAUUUAUGUGGAUAAUCUUAGGUGGAAAAUAGCUAUAAUAUUAAUUUAAGUUUAAUUCAUUCUUAUCCAACAACAAUAAUUUCAAUAUUUAGUUCAAUAGAUUCUACAUCAGUAAUUAUGAUAUAUAGAGUAGAUUUAUUGGGGUAUACGUGAAUUGGUACUUUCAGUAGAUACAUGUCCACCAGGAUGCCAAAUUUGUUUUUAGGAAUCUUAAGUUUUUGAAUGUUCUUAAUGGAAAUUAUUUCAUGAAAGUUGGAUGAGUAAAGAUUUGAGAGAUUUUAAUGCUGAUGGAUGGCAAACAACAUAAGUAUCUGGUCCUACAGAUUGUGCAUCAAUAUCAAUGUAUGGAGGGUAUAAUAGUAUGACAGUAGGAGGGGCAUUAUAAAAAACAUUUUAAUUAGGAGCUCAUUCUAAUUUAUAUUUUAUUUAUAGAUUCAUAAAAAUAGACAAUUGGUCAGGAGAAUAUGGUACAUUCAAAAUAGAGAAUGCGAAUUAUCAAAUGUUAUAUAAUGGUGGAGGAACAUAAAAGAACUAUUGUGGAGAUCCUAGUUAUCCUGAUUAAUUUCAUAUAUAUGGAAUAGAGUAUCCUCAUGAUGGACAAUUUGUAACAGUGUUAAUAACUAGCUAAUAAUACAAUUAGGGAAGAUAUUUUGGUAUCAGAGAUUUUUAAAUAUAUGGAUGUAAUAGUUAAUUUAUUAAUUAAAGACACAACACCUUCAUAUUGUGGUGAUGGUAUAGUAGAUUAUAAUGAAUAAUGUGAUGAUGGAAACAUAUAUGCAUUUGAUAGUUGUUUUAAUUGUUAAUUUUAUUGUGUGGAAGGAUGUUCAAAUUGUAUAACUGGUAUGUGUAUAAAUUGUUAAGAAGGUUGGGUUUUUGAUAUUCUUAACUAUUAAUGCAUAUAUUAACAAUUUUAAUUAUUAGAUAAAUAGAUUGAGUAUCAAAUAGUAUAAAAACAAGAUAAUAUACAUAUACUAACAUAUAAAGAGAAAGAUUGCAAAGAAUUUAAUUAUUAAAAUUAAUGCAUAAAGUGUAAAAAAGGGUAUUAGUUGGAUUGGUAAGGAACUUGUUAAACAGUUUGUGGAGAUGGAAUAAUAGCAGGUAAUGAGGAAUGUGAGAUUGGUAUAUUAAAGAAUUGCAAUAAGAAUUGUAAAUAUUAAUGUUAAGAGGAAUGCAAAUAAUGUAUUUUUGGUAGAUGUAAAUAAUGUAGAUCUGGUUUUGAAUUAUAGAAUAAUAAAUGUAUAGAGAGAUGUGGAGAUUGGUAGAUUUAGAGAGAGGAAGAAUGUGACGAUGGGAAUAUGAUAAGAUUUGAUGGAUGUCAUAAUUGUUAGAAUGAAUGUUAGGAUUAAUGUUUAGAUUGUAAAUUUGGAUAAUGUAUGAGAUGCUAAGAUGGUUGGAUAUUAAUGAAUGGUAAUUGCGAAUUUAAAUGUGGAGAUUCAAUAAUAGCAUAAGGAGUAGAAGAAUGUGAUGAUGGAAAUGAUAUUUAAUUUGAUGGUUGUUAUAAUUGUAAAUUAGAAUGUGAUGAUUAAGGAUGUUCAGCGUGUUAUUUAGGUGUUUGUUAUAAUUGUUAUCAUCCACUUACAUUGUAUAAAGAUUAAUGUUUAGUAAUUUGUGGAGAUGGAUUAUUAGCAGAAGGAUUCGAAGAUUGUGAUGAUGGGAAUGAUAUUCCUUAUGAUGGAUGUUAUAAAUGCAAAUAUCAAUGUUAUAAAGAAUGUAAAAUUUGUGAAAAAGGAGUGUGUAUUGAUGAAUGUGAUUUUGGAUAUUAUUUAAUGAAUUAAACAUGUCUUCCAUUAUGUGGUGAUAAGAUUAUUACAUAUCAUGAAUAAUGUGAUGAUGGUAAUUUUAUAGAAUUUGAUGGUUGUUAUUAAUGUAAUUAUUCAUGUCCUUAAAAUUGUUAAAUUUGUGAAUAAGGUAUAUGUCAUAAAUGUAUAUUUGGUUUCUAUUUAAUUGGUCAAAUGUGUAUAUCUAAAUGCGGAGAUGGUUUAGUAGCAUUCCCAAAUGAAGAAUGUGAUGAUCUUAAUUCUAAUAAUUAAGAUGGAUGUAAUUCUAAUUGUAUUAUUGAAACCGAUUGGCUCUGUUCUUAACCUUCUCAAGAUUCCUUUACUUAAUGUCAAUAUAUUG